AUGUCCUAUGGAAUCGAGGCAGAAUCUGGUGUUUUUAGUUCCGAAAGAGAUAAAUUGGACACAUCAGAUCAUGAGGAUACGAUUGACGAUCAGGAGAUGAGGAAUGUGACCAAUAAUAAAAAAGGGCCAUCUAGAAUGUGCGCACAAAAUCAAAUAGAGUUUGCGAAAUCCUAUAAGGCUAUGGAAAAAGUUAUAUGUGGAAACUUUCAUCAGGGAGAAUA
Molecule: messenger RNA, 221 nt
Organism: Acaulospora morrowiae
Lineage: Eukaryota; Fungi; Glomeromycota; Glomeromycetes; Diversisporales; Acaulosporaceae
Source: the annotation of a GenBank genome assembly